Molecule: messenger RNA, 2061 nt
Organism: Sclerotinia trifoliorum
Lineage: Eukaryota; Fungi; Ascomycota; Leotiomycetes; Helotiales; Sclerotiniaceae
Source: the annotation of a GenBank genome assembly
UUUGGCAUACAAUGUUCUACCAUCCUACAAUUUUGAAUUCUACCAUAAUUCAUCUCUUCACACUCAUUAGCUACCCUAUUCAUUUUUGGGAUAACAGUAUCGACAUAUACUAGUCGACUAUUUUGGCAAGACCAAGUAUUUAUUAUUCGUUCUUUUUUUGGGCCUGCAGGAAUGAGUUUGAAUUUCGGACAAAAAAAUCUUACAAUUAAGCCUGUGGUUCCAAAAUACAAAAUAGAGACCAUCAAAGUUCCAAAGCAGUCUCCAAGGCCGGUCCCACCCACCAGAACAUCGAGUAACAACCUCCGAACUGGAGCGCCUGCGACGAAGGUUGCGGACGCUCGUGGCAGAUUAGCUAUCUCCAAUUCUACCUCUGGCGUAGGAAAGAAGAGGAAAGAAAGAGAAAUGAGCGGAAGUCGUGGUGUAGGAAAAAACUCAAACUUUAAAGCUCGAAGAAGUCCGAGCCAGCGACCAUUGGAGAGUGACAGCGAGGAAGAUGAAGAGGAUCGCAUACCAGCCAAACGAGCCAAAUCUGAAAAUGUGGAACUUGAUCUGAGAAGAAGUCUGAAAGACCAAAAGGCUUUUUUGUCCGAAGCUGCUGACAAUCAAGGCUCUAAAUGUAAAAUGAUCCAUGCGGCCGAUGUCAUGAUGACGAAGCACAGGGCUAAAAGAGGCGAGAAGGUUUGCGAUAGAAAGAAGGAAGAAGGUGAAGCAGUUUAUCUACGAUACCCUAGCGUUCGUCGUAUGGAAAGGUGCGCUUCCUCUCCGCAAUUUUGAAUCUGAAGUAGAACUGAGCUGAUAAAUGUCACCAAAUAAAGAUACCAACUCAUUUCCGAAGGCGAAGUCAUUGAUCCUGGAGAAGAAGAAUUAAUUAAUCCUUACGAUGAAAUACCAAAGAUUGCAGAAAUUGUUAAGGACGAAUAUCUGACGGAAGAGCAAGCAGCGGAGUUCCAGCAUCCAGAAACGGGCAUCAUCCGCAAGAUUAACAAAGCGACGAACAAUAUUACUUGGACUCUGGCCAACAAACAUAAAAAGCCUUACGACAAAGCGAAGCUGAAGGAGCUAUUAGUCGAGUUUCGGAAUGCUGUGGAAGUUUACAACGAUGCGCUUGGUACUCUCACCAAGAAUGGAUCGCUAGCACAAAAUCUGGAUAAUAAGCAUUCACUAUCGUCUAAGCUUCUCAAAAUGGUUCUCCAGCAGGUAUACGACCGAGCAGUAUCUCCUCAGGUUGAAUUAACUAGAGAAUACGAAAACGGCACAGAUUACGUCUACGGCGAGCUUACAUUCCCAUUCAUAUCCCGAAUUCUCAAGGAAGAUACUCACAUGAAAUCUGAUCAGGUUUUCAUAGAUCUUGGUUCGGGGGUAGGGAAUGUCGUCAUUCACGCCGCCUUACAAGUUGGUUGCGAAAGCUGGGGCUGCGAAAUAAUGGAAAAUUGCUGUAAGCUUGCUUCUGCCCAAAAGACAGAGUUUUUUGCACGUUGCAGAGCUUGGGGUCUGAGCGCCGGAUCUGUCAACCUUGAGGAAGGGAAUUUCAUGGAGAACACAAAGAUUCAUGAGGCGAUGAGGAGGGCUGACGUUAUCCUGGUCAACAACCAGGUCUUCAACCCUGAUUUGAAUCAACAUCUUGUGGACUUAUUCCUGGAUUUGAAAGAGGGUUGCAAGAUUGUGAGUUUAAAAACUUUCGUACCGGAUGGUCAUGUUGUGAACCGCUACAAUGAAGACAACCCGAUCAAUCUAUUGCGAGUCGAAAAAAAGACCUUCGCACAAGGAGACGUCAGUUGGCAGGGUGGAGGAGGGAAUUACUACGUUGCCACGAAGGAUAGUAGCAUUGUUGCUAAUUAUCACAAGUCCCAAGAGGAAAGGCAGGUACGGGGAACUCGGGUUAGAUGAUUUGUGGAAAUAGAAAACUCAGGAGUAUGGCAAAAGGUCCAUGGACUUUGGACAAAUCGUUUUUCUUGUAUUAGUUGAUACCACUGGGCAGGUCAUUAUUAGGUACUUGGGUACACAGCGAUAUUAGGAUCGAGUCAUUAUUAAGUAGAUGUAUUCAUAGAUGGAUGUAUUUGU